This is a messenger RNA of Penicillium pulvis, 1263 nucleotides long. RefSeq names its product F-box protein. Bases 1 to 1263 code for a protein of 420 amino acids. The transcript is spliced from 3 exons. Gene Ontology annotation, molecular function: protein binding. The record is from RefSeq and is a predicted model, not a curated record. Lineage: Eukaryota; Fungi; Ascomycota; Eurotiomycetes; Eurotiales; Aspergillaceae.
AUGAGUGGAUUCUCUAAAAUCCUGCUAUCAGCACAAAAUCUUCGAGCUGCUAUCCAAAAGGGGAGAAAGACGGGCGCGAAAGACAAGGACCGAUCCCACCGAGACACUCCGGCAUCCUCGUCUUCGCUUGGCUUAGACAGCGCCAAUCCUCUGCCGCCGUGGGGCCUCCCCGUCGAGAUCCAAAUCUUAAUCUUCGCCCACUGCGGGACCGCCGAUUUUCUAUCUCUAAAGCUAGUCUGCAAGUCCUUCAACAAGGUCUUGACUUCUCACGAACAUGGUAUUGUCCGCUUAUACCUCCGUCGACACCGCCAUGGCAGCCUCCCCUCCCCAAUCGACAGCGAACGUAUCUAUACCCGGAGCCCCGAAGAUGAUGUGGUCCUCCUGUCCGACCUAUUUCCCCCUUCCAAAAGUGCCCGAGGUGGUCACCUAUAUACUUUCCGAUACCUGUGGAGCUUGCGACAAAGGCAAAAGCUUUGCUCGCGAUUAUGCUAUUACCUCGCAGACCGGGUGAUGGACCGAUUUGUGCAGACAGAAUCGAUUUUCGACAGAACUUCCUUUCCAACGAAGAAGGCCGAACGAACAGCAUUGGUGAAACGAGGGAAAACUAGCAUGUGGUUUCAUCUUUCACCAUUGAUGUAUUACACGUUAUACUACCUCGAGUCGUACUCAUCUGCGCGUCGCGAACACACCAACAUGCUUCUUCGAGAAUACGAAGCCGGCAAUCUCUCUGUCCCAGUACCCUUAUCCAUGCGUCAAAAAAUGUACCGCGAACUUCAAACUCGAAUUCUUCGCGAACCCCCGUUCACCAAUACCGCAGCCCUCAUUGCGACUCACCACUGCAUUCACCUGCUAGUGUCAUAUAUUCGGUACACCAUGGCAUCUGAAGGGGAGCCCGACGACUCCUGGAUCAGCUCUCUUCUCACGGUCUCACCAUUCGCUAGGAUAGUCGAAUUUUUCUCCGCUGAGAUUGGCGAUGGGGGUAACCAGCGCAUGCAGCGCAAAGAUUUCAUGUAUAAUUUCUAUCAUGACAUGAACGCACACGAAAAAGACCACAUGAAUUCCGUGGUCUGGGGUCGGGCUUCUAACCGAAACGCUCAGAAUACGCAUACGUCUGUGCGCGAUCUUUGGUUUGACGCUGCCAAAGCAGAACUCGCAUCUAGAAACGCGAUUCCUCAUGAUAUAGAGAGCGUAUGGCACUGGAAUGGUAUCCCCGUUCUGUUUGGGUGCCCGGAUUGCCAUCGUACACAGGGAUGGAGAGCAUAA